Molecule: messenger RNA, 9122 nt
Organism: Syngnathoides biaculeatus (alligator pipefish)
Lineage: Eukaryota; Metazoa; Chordata; Actinopteri; Syngnathiformes; Syngnathidae
Gene: ddx51
Product: DEAD (Asp-Glu-Ala-Asp) box polypeptide 51
Exons: 16
Coding region: 132-2129 (665 amino acids)
Cellular component (GO): nucleus
Molecular function (GO): ATP binding; nucleic acid binding
Source: RefSeq, a predicted model, not a curated record
CUGGCAUUGGUCGCCACCUGCGAAGAAGAAGAAGAAAGAGCAAGAAGAAGAAGAAAGAGCAAGAAGAAGAAGAAGAAAUUGCAAGAAGAAGAAGAACGCAGAAAUCUAACCAAGUCAUACAUUUUAGAGCAAUGACCUUAUUUCUUGGAAAGCGGUAUCUAGGAGAUGAUGGAGAUGGGACUAUUUCUAAGCAGUCCAGUUCACUGGUGUUACUGGCUAGACUGGAUCAAAAGGCAAAGGGGAAGCAGAAGCAAAAUUUAACAGAGGAAAGAAUAGAGAUUUUUGAAAAACACACUGGUGAUCUUUAUGUUAAAAAGAAAAGAGAGGCCAACAAUGACAGCAAUCAAGAAAGUCAGAUAUGUAAAAGGAGGAAGUCAAAGGCUGUAAUCAUGACUGUAUCGGACCAUACCCAUAAAGGACCUGAUGAGUGUGAAGAGAAGAUAAGAAAGAGAGGUGCGAAUGAAGGGCGAAAGUAUGAUCAGUCAGUUCCAGGCUGUGUCGUUGAUAAACUGUCAGAGACUGUUACUGGCAGCGAUGGAGAGGUUGAAAGGGAAGAUGUUAAUAUCCCAAAGGAAACUUCAAGGAAGUCUUCUAUUCCAUCUGGUUUCACAGUUCUGGGAGGAUUUGAGAACACAACAAUACAAAAGGUUCACAGAGUCCUUCCGCAGUGGCUGGCUCAGCCUGAUGUUAUCCCCAGGGACAUGAAAAGUAAACUGCUUCCAUGCUCUGAUAUCAGAGGACUUACUGUGCCACUGCUGAAGAAGCUAUGUAAUCAUGGAAUUAAUAACUUCUUUCCAGUCCAAGCAGAGGUCAUCCCUGCCAUCUUGGAGGGUGCACAGCAAGGACUACUAAUUGGACAAGCUGGUUACAAGCCCAGAGAUAUUUGUGUUUCUUCUCCAACAGGGAGUGGCAAGACUUUGGCUUUUGUCAUCCCUGUUAUACAAGUGCUGAUGAAAAGGGUUGUGUGUGAAGUCCGUGCCUUGGCUGUGCUACCGACCAAAGAACUCGCUCAGCAGGUUUGCAAGGUCUUUACAGCAUAUGCCGAGGGAACCACCCUGAGAGUAGCCAUACUAGCAGGCCAAAAGUCAUUUGCAGCAGAGCUGGCUUCACUUUCUGAAGAGAGAGGAGGGAUGAGACGCUGUUUAGCUGAUAUAGUUGUGGCUACUCCAGGUCGACUUGUUGAUCAUAUCAACAAGAACUCGGGCUUAUCUCUGGAUCAUCUUAGGUUUCUUAUUAUUGAUGAGGCAGACAAAAUGAUUGACAGUAUGCGUCAGUCUUGGCUCAGUCAAGUAGUAAAGGCAGCGUACGGAACGUCGAAGCAGACCCCAGAGCACAUGUCCAUCUUCAACCACAGAGCACCCUUGUAUGUUACAGCAACUAGUCUAUCUCCUCCUCAAAUGCCGCUUCAGAAGCUGCUUUUCUCUGCUACACUCACCAAAAAUCCAGAGAAAUUGGAGCAGCUGGACCUUCACCAGCCAAGACUUUUUAGGUCUGCCAACCCUCCAUGUUCCCUAAACUGUCCUCAGUCAAUUGUUGACUCCCAUAAAUCUGAGCUGUUUGACUUCCCUCAAAGUCUGACGGAGUUUUAUGUGCUUUGCACACUCUGCACAAAGCCUCUCAUUAUCCUCCACUUCAUCCUACACAUGAAGCUCAGCCCCAUUCUUUGUUUUGUCAACUCUAGAGUAACAGCUUACAGACUUUACCGGCUGAUGCAACUCUUUGGUGGCAUUCAAGUAGCAGAGUUCUCUUCCCGGCUGUCUCCCAAAGAGAGAAAGAAGAAGCUGAAGGGAUUUGAACAGGGAAAGAUCCACCUGAUGAUCAGCACAGAUGCCGCUGCCAGAGGCAUUGACAUCUCUGGUGUCAAAUGUGUUGUGAACUAUGAUGCUCCGCAGUACAUCAGGACGUACAUUCAUAGAAUUGGAAGAACUGCAAGAGCUGGAAAAGCUGGUCUGGCCUUCACCUUUCUGCUUGGAGUACAGGAAAAGAACUUCAUUCAGAUGGUGAUGGAAGCAGGGAGUCUGGGGAUCCAAAAGCAGAUCAUUAAUCCUGCAAAGAUGAGGAGUUUAGAAAGCCGAUAUGAACAAACACUACAGGAGCUUGCUGCUGUCAUUAAGGAGGAAAGAACAUGAAAUGAUGCGAUCUUUAAUGAGCUGACAGAAGAUCAUUUCGAAUGGAAUAAUUUUUUUGUUACAAGACUGAUAGAAUGUUAUUCAUUUCAUACGAAUAGCUCAUGACUGGUUUAUAAUUAUUUGGUGCCUGUGUGUGGUGAAAAUAUAUUUCACUGUUGGUAAUUUUUAGUUAUUGCAGAUGUGAAUGAAAUGGCUCUUUCCAUCAGAUACCCUCUUAAAUCAGUAUAAAAAUACAAUAGCAAAACAAUAAUUUGAAAAAUGAAAUGUCAAAUUCUUGUCUCAAUGUCCUCAAUUUAACAUAUGUUCGUGUGUGUGUAUACAAACUCAAUUCCAAAUAGCAAAUGAUCACAAGCUUAGAAUUUUAUGGCUCCAAUAUGUUGCAAAAAAACCUCAGACAGGUGGCAAAAAAAGUGAGAAAGUUGACGAAUGCUCAUCAAACACCUGUUUGGAACAUCUCACAGGUGAACAAGCUAACAAGUAACUAGUGGGUGCCAUGAAUGGAUAAUAAAGGAGCUUCCCUGAAUUGCUGUCUUUCACAAGCAAAGAUGGGGUUUGGUCCUUCACAAGCAAAGAUGCAAUUUGGUUCACCUCUGUGAAUAAGUGCAUAAGAAAAUCGUCCAAAAGUUUAAACAAUAUUCCCCAACUUGCAAUUGCAAGGAAUGUAGAUACGUCUUCAUACAUGGUCCAUAAUAUCAAAAGGUUCAAAGAAUCUGAAGAAAUUACAGCAUGUAAGCAGCAAGGAAAAAAAAACACAUUGGAAGCCCAUGGCCUUUGAUCCCUCAGACAGCACUUGUAUAAAAAACUGUACAUCAAUGUAUCAAGGAUAUCACCACAUCAGUUUAGUUACACUUAAAAAAAACUGUCAGUAAAUAAUGUUCAGCGCUACACCCGUAAGUAUAAUUUCAAACUAUACGAUGUAAAGCCAAAACCAUUCAUCAUGAACACCCAGAAACGCCACCAGCAUCUCUGAGCCUGAGCUCAUCUAAAAUGCACUGAUGAAAAGUGUUUCCUGGUCUGACAAGUUCAUAUUUUAAAUUGUUUUGGAAACGGUGGAUGUUGUAUCAUCUGGCCCAAAGAGGAAUAGAACCAUCCGGAUUGUUCUCAAUGGCAAGUUCAAAACCCAGCAUCUGUGAUGCUAUGAAGCUCUGUUAGUUACAAUGCUCCCAUUAAUACCAAAAGGUACAUACAGGUUUUGGUUUUGAAGUAACAUAUGCUGACAUCAAGUCAAUGCCUUUCUCAUCGAUGCCCCUGUUUAUUUCAGCAAGUCAGUAAUAAACCACAUUCUGCACAUUUUAAGUUAGCACAGCUUUGUAGUUAGUGUGUGUUAGAAAUUGGCCUCCAUGCUGCCCAUACCUGUCUCCUAUUGAAAGUGUGUGGCUCUAAUGUGAAGUGUAAAAGCACAACGGAGACCCCAAAGUGUAGGGCCAGCAACCCAAAAUGUUGAAAGAGCCAUUUUGGACUAAAAAAAAACAAAUAUGUCUGGAGCCGCAAAAAAUUAAAGCCUUAUAUAAGCCAUAUAGAGCUCGUGCACCUACGUCAUAAAAUCACGUGACAUCAUUGUGUGAGUGAGAGGGAAGAGUGAGGAUACAGGGAGAAGAGAGAGCACGGGUGGACAACUUCAAAUAUUUAGGGUCAACAAUCCAGAGCAAUGGUGAGUGUGGUAAGGAAGUGAAGAAACUGGUCCAAGCAGGUUGGAACAGCUGGCGGAAGGUGUCUGGUUUGUUAUGUGACCGAAGAGUCUCGGAUAGGAUGAAGGGCAAAGUUUAUAAAACAGUGGUGAGGCCGGCCAUGAUGUACGGAUGAGAGACGGUGGCUCUGAAGAAACAACAGAAAUGAAGAUGUUGAGGUUCUCGCUCGGAGUGAGCAGGUUGGAUAGGAUUAGAAAUGAGCUCAUUAGAGGGACAGGCAAAGUUGGAUGAGCAGACUUUGAUGGUUUGGACAUGUUCAGAGGCGUGAGAGUGAGUAUAUUGGUAGAAGGGUGCUGAGGAUGGAGCUGCCAGGGAAAAGAGCGAGAGGAAGACCAAAGAGAAGGUUGAUGGAUGUUGUGGUUACAUGAUGGCAGUUGGGGUUAGAGAGGAAGAUGCAGGAGAAAGGCUGAGAUGGAAAAAGAUGACGCGCUGUGGCGACCCUAACGGGACAAGCCGAAAGGAAAAGAAGAAUCGCCAUAUUGCCGCUCUAACAAAGCAUUGUUCAAUGCUAAUUCCGUUGAGACAAAACAAAAAUGUCUUAUACCACAUCCAGACUUUUGUCCGAUACUGUUAAACAUUUAGAAGGUGAUUAAUAAAUGAAGGUACGUGGAAAAAUUAGAGACACUUUGCAUAGAGGACCCUUAUUUAAUGCCGAAGUUGAUGUUGUUGCCGAUAAGAAAUUGGACUGUUAAUUUGCUUCCACUUGUCUUGGACAACUGGAUAUACACAUGUAUCUGGUAAAUCGUCGAGAUUUACACAGAAAUGUUUGAAAGCGCAUUAAAGUCUGGACGCAAACAAAUACUUCUAUACGAAUAAAUCCCACAUCGUGAUGGACCCACUUGGAUUUUUUUUUUCAAUACAAAUACCAAUAUUUAAAUAAAUGACCCAUGGUUUUACACAAACUCGCCUUCAUUAACUACGAUUGGGAGAAAAAAUUAGGACAGGGAGUAGUCUCCUCCGUACACUGAAGCGUACACGUUAACCUCCGUAAGCUUCUGAGACAGACGUUCUAUUUAUUCAAAUGAGUCAACCUGGCAUGAUAAAUAUUUCUUGGUAAUUUGACACUGAGAAGAAUAAUUCCAACCUGAAACGAUUGCUACACAUGUGUGUGUAUUUGGUUGGGCACCAUCCAUCAAUCAAUAUAAUCCCAGGAAUAAUUGCUGAAAUCCAAUCAAUCUUUUCUGGUCUUUUCAGAUGGUAUUCUCCAGAAAGAUCUCUUUGAAUAUCUGUCUCAUCUGUUGUGACAGUGAAGAGCAGAACAGGCUUUUGGCAUUGUGAAUAUUGUUCAAUGUCUCCCACAUUGUUGAACAGCUCUGUUUUGACCGGCAGUAUGAUGCCGUGAAAACGGUGACGUCACGUGCACGAGCUCUAUAAUGAAGGCAAUGCAUGCUGUAUGUAUCUAUUUUAGCAUACGAUCGAAAUGACCAAGUUUGCUCAAAUGCACUGAAGAAAAUAAGUAUUUGAAUACCCUGCUAUAUUGCAAGUUCUACCACUUAUAAAUAAUGGAGGGGUCUGAAAUUUUCAUCAUAGGUGCAUGUCCACUGUGAGAGAGAAUCUAAAAAAGUUCCAGAAAUCACAAUGUAUGAUUUUUUUUAUUUUUUUUUUUUUAACAAUUUGUGUGAUCUAGCUGAAAAUAGGUAUUUGAACACCUGUCUAUCAGCUAGAAUUCUGACCCUCAAAGACCUGUUAGUCCGCAUUUAAAAGUGCACCUCCACUCCAUGUAUUAUCUAGAAUCAGAUACACCUUGUGAGGUCGUUAGCUGCAUAAAGAGACCUGUCCACCCCAUACAAUCAGUAAGACUCAAACUUAUAACAUAGCCAAGACGAAAGAGCUGUCCAAAGACACCAGAGACGAAAUUGUACAACUCAAUCUCAAUCCGAGUGGAUCCCCGUGGAAGAUAUCACCUUGUGGGGUCUCAAUGAGCCUUAGAAAGGUGAGGAAUCAGCCCAGGCCUACACGACAGGACUUGGUCAAUGACCUGAAAAGAGCUGGGACCACCAUUUCCUAGGUGUCUGUUGGUAAUACACUAAAACGUCAUGGUUUGAAAUCAUGCAUGGCAUGGAAGGUUCCCCUGCUUAAAACAGCAUAUGACAAGACCUGUCUUAAGUUUGCCAGUGUAUGCCAAUGACAAUUUGGAUGAUACACAGGAGUCAUGGGAGAAGGUUUUGUGGUCAGAUGAGACCAAAAUUGAACUUUUUGGUCAUAAUUCCACUAACUGUGUUUGGAGGAAGACGAAUGAUGAGUACCAUCCCAACUGUGAAGCAUGGGGCUUGUAGCAUCAUGCUUUGAUGUGCUUUUCUGCACAUGGGACAGGACGACUACACUGUAUUAAGGAGAGGAUGAUCGUGGCCAUGUAUUGUGAGAUUUUGGGAAAAAACCUCUCCCUCAGUCAGAGCAUUAAAGAUGGGUCGUGGCUGGGUCUUUCAACAUGACAAUGACCCAAAGCACACAGCCAGGAAAACCAAGGAGUGGCUCCGUAAGAAGCAUAUCAAGGUUCUGGUGUUAGCCAGUCUCAAGACCUAAACCUAAUAGAAAAUCUUUGGAGGGAGCUGAAACGCCGUGUUUCUCACCGACAGCCCAGAAACUUGUCUGAUCGAGAGAAGAUAUGUAUGGAGGAGUGGGCCAAAAUCCCUCCUGCAUUGUCUGCAAACCUGAUGAACAACUACAGGAAACAUUUGACCUCUGUAAUUGCAAAAAAGGCUACUGUAACAAAUAUUAACAUUGGUUUUCUCAGGUGUUCAAAUACUUAUUUGCAGCUGUAUCACACAAAUAAUUAAAAAAAACAUACAUUGUGAUUUCUGGAUUUUUCUUUUUAGAUCUCUCUCACAGUGGACAUGCACUUCCGAUGAAAAUUUCAGACCCCUCCAUGAUCUCCAAGUGGGUGAACUUGCAAUAUAGCAGGGUGUUCAAAUACUGAUUUUCUUCACUUUACGUAAUGAGCAUUCAUGACUGUUCAUUUUCCCUGCAGUGCAUCAUGUAUAGAAUGACACACCACAUGACUGCUCUGUUGUACAAUGCCGCCUCAAGUUUAACUUCAUUACAAUUAAUAAAUUGUUUCAUUACUUUGAUGAAAUUAAUGAAAUGCAAUAAAGAAAUCUUUUUUUCAUUUUUACUUUGAGGAUUAAAAAAAAGGCAUAACGUGCCCUUAUCAAGGCACUAAACAGAGUGCAAUAAAACAGCCUGCGUUUAUAAAAAUAAAGCAGCAGCCUUUUGAAAACAGCGACUUUCUGACUGAAUAUAUGCCUAUGACUUGAUUCUUUUCUUACCUGUUUAAUGCGACUUCUGUUUUCCACCUGUGAACGGUUUUCCAUGCUUUAUUAUCUCCCGGGUUGUAACAAAACUUGUAGCAGUAGUGGAGUUUGGAGAUGCAAUCCACUUCUUAAAUUUAUUUUUCACUCUAUUUUCUCCAUAAGUACUGCAAUCCCUCUUUUCUCCCUUUCCCAAAUUGGUACUCGGGUACAAAUGGAGCAGGCCUUCCCUGUAAAUGUCUUUCCACAUUACUCUUUUUAUUACUUGAGAAUUUCUCACUACAAAGCAACCAUUCAUGCAAUCCUUCCGCAUUGGCAAUGAAUGCAAAUGAUACGGUCCAAGAAACAUUUAAUCCUCUGUUCUCCUCAGGUAUUUUUCUCUUUUCCCACUUGGGAUCCAUGGGCCCAUCACAAAGCCGCCUGUUUGUUUACAGCAGCCAUCCGGGUUAGCAUCCUGUCCUGUUGAUAGAAACGUGUCGCAGGCUAUGAUGCAAAUAUUCGUUCACAGAAAUGUUCAAAUGUAAUAUUUAUUAUACACAUGGUUCCAGCAUUGAAAAAUGUUAAGAAUGUUUGUGCCAUGUUUGUCCUACAGAAACCAUAUUUAAAAUAUAUAUUUCUCGCCCCCAUCUUUUUCAACUUUCAAAACUUUCUGAAAAAGCUCCAGGGAGCCGCGGGUUGCCGACCCCUGCCCCAAACUGUUGAACAGAUGAAGCAGUACAUCAAGCAAGUGGGAAAGAAUCCCACCUACAAAGUUUCAACCAUUAGUGUUUUUAGUUCUCAAAUGUAUAUUGAAUGUUCAAAGAAAAGGUAAUAUAACAGUGGUAACCCUGUUCGAGCCUUUUUGGGACAUGUUGCAGCCAUAAAAUUGUAAGUUAUUUAUUAGAAACAAAGUUGAUCAGGUUAAACAAAUGUCUUUGUCACGUAUUCAAUUAAAUAUAGGUUGAACAUGAUUUGCAAAUCAUUGUAUUCUAUUUUUUACACAUCCCAACUUCAUUGAAAUUGGGGUUUUGUGAGUGUGGCACUCGUGCACAUGACAUCACAGUUUGCACAGCACCAGUCAAACCAAGCUGCUCGGCAGUGCAGGAGUCGUUGAACUGGAGCAGAUUUUUCCAAUUUAUUAUGCUGUUGGUUGUCACAAUAGAUGUGACAAUUCUUCAAAGAUAUCAUUCAAUAGAAUACCACCUGAAAAGACGAGAAAAUAUCAAUGGAUUGCCAGUCAAACAAAGCUGCUUGUCAGUACAGGAGUCGAACUGGAGCAGGUUUUUCACAAUGCCCAAGACCUAUAUUACUGUUGGUUGUCACAAUAGACAUGACAGUUCUUCAAAUUGAUUAUUCUAUAGAAUACUAACUGAAAAGAACGAUGGAUUUUGGCAAUUGAACGGGAUGGAUGAUGCCCAAUGAAAUACACAUGCCUGUGUUGCGAUCAUUUCAUUUUAGGUAGUAAUUAUUCUUCUCAAUGUCAAAUCACAAUCAGCUUUAUUUGUAUAAAAAAAACACCCAAGGAAUUUUUAUCCAGCAGAGGGUGCCUCCCUGGUCUGGCAUACAGAAAGAACAAAACAACAAAUUAUCAAGAAGUAUCAUGUCAAGUUGACUCAUUUGAGAUUAAUACGUAUCUUAAAUAAAUAAUAAACCGUCUGUCACAGAGAGGUUUACGAAGAUUAACAUGUGGCAGCAAUACGCUUCUGUGUAAGGAGGAAUCAAUUCCCCGUCUUACAUUUUUUUUCCAAUCAUAGUUAAUGAAUGUGAGUUUAUGUAAAACCAGGGGUAAUUUAUUUAAAUAUGGAAAUUUGUUUUGAAAAAAAUCUGAGUGGGUCCAUCACUAUGUGGGAUUUAGUCUUGAUUGAGAACAUAUGCAGCAACGAAGUAUAUGUAUGUGUCCAAACUUUUAUGGGCUUUCAAACUCUUCUUUGUAAAUCUCAAUGUAUUCAUCGUAGGUGCAUGUCUACUGUGAGAGACAUACUCUAAAAAGAAAAAUCCAGAAAUCGCAAUGUAUGAUUUUUAGAAGGUGAUAAUAAAUGAAGGUUUAGACGAUUUAUUUGUGUGAUACAGCUGCAAAU